Messenger RNA from Paramuricea clavata, 705 nucleotides. The record is from the annotation of a GenBank genome assembly. NCBI's taxonomy places the organism in Eukaryota, Metazoa, Cnidaria, Anthozoa, Malacalcyonacea, Plexauridae.
AUGGUCAAUAACUAUCUUGCGACCCUUCGAAAAGACUUAAGUGCAUCAGUAGUCCAUAGCAAGAAGCUCGCAUUUAUGGCUGAGAAUGGAAUCCGUCAGCUAGGAAAUCCUAGAAUUGGCAUUUUUGCUGAUCGGGUAAAACCCGAUCCUCUGCAUUGCGAAAUCAAUGCAUGGCAGCACAUUCUGGAUCUAAUUUAUAGUGAGUCGGUUAGGCGAUGUGCUUUUGACAAGUUCAUUCAAACACUUUCUGCUCCUGUUGGAUUAUGCACUCUUAGUAAAGGUACUCAAGCUACCGAAGUAAAUGGUGCAGAUGGGUUGGCUGAGAGCUCCUUAAAUGCAUGUACUAGCUUGCCUGAGGACAACUUUGAGAAAGCUGUGACUCAAAAUGUAAGCCUUUUACCAGGAAUGCUAGAUAACGUUUCCUUAAUGGAAAUGAAUGAAAAGGCUGCUGCAGAUAACAUGACAAGCAUGUUGCAAACUAAAGCAAUUUUUCUUACCAGUAGCCCUGCAGAUGUAUAUGGUUGUGGCCUGUCUUACCUUUCUACAAAGGUUGCGGAGCACUAUGCUGAUGAGACAAAACGCUUCAACAAACUAAGUGUUAGGCUUAUUGGAUCACAGGCAAUUGCCCUUGCAAGACAUGGCUACCGCCUAGUCGAUGCUUUAAAAACAGCAAAUGAAAUGGAGGGCGAGAAAAUAAACGUCUAG